AAUCAAUUCUCAUUUAGCUUCGGAACCCGUAGAUAAGAGGGAGUCUUCAUCAUGCGUGUAUCUUUUAUCUUACUAGUAGCGGUUGUAGGCCUUAUUCAUUGUGACUGUAAAAAGAUUCAGAAAACACCAAGAAGAUACGACCGUGAUGUUGUCCACAUUGAUUCUGACUAUCAUUAUAAAGAGCUUGGUUUCAGCGCGGGAAGUGGAUUAAGGUCAAUCGCUCAAGGAUCGGCAAACAAUGCUCACAUUUCCGUGGCUAAGCAAAAUGCUGCGGUCCAACAGGCAGUCUACAUUGCCAAAAGCACCUUAGCACAACAAGCCACCCAAGCAGCUGCAACAGCCCAUGCUGCAUUAGCGGCUAAGGAAAUUCUUCUACAUGGAUUCGAGGAAGAGGUCACGAAUGCCCAUCAUGCUCUCGAGGCCGAAAUCAAGCACUAUCAACUAGCAAAGAAUUUUGCAGAUGCAGCCAAAGAGGCUACAGAGGCCGCAGAAAAACAUUUUGCCUUGUUAUCUUCUGCCCUGAGUAAUGCCAAUACAGCCAUUGAACACUCCAAAGCGACCGAAGAACAAGCAGGAGCUGAACUCGUCUCACAGGUAUCUAUGGUGGAUAAGGCAAAAUCGCGUCUAUCAGCAGCAAUCAGCCGUCUGCAGAAGGCUCAAGUUGAGUUCGAAGCAACGAAGGAAGCGGUCAACAAAGCCUCAGCGGCGGCUCACGAAGCUCAUGAAAACGCCUCCAACGCGGCUGAUGUUGCCACACAUGCCUUGUUAGCAAACGCAGGUGAGUUACAUCUCUCUAGUACGGAGAACUCAUUAAAAGCAUAGAAAGUAUCUAGUCUGCAUUGCCAUAAACAUUCAAUACUUUAAGAUAGAUUAAAAUAACGUUAAUCACCUGUGUCACUGUUAGGAACUUAAUAUUCUGUUUGAAUAAAUUUAAAUAAAAUUUACAUAAAUUAA
Hermetia illucens (black soldier fly) is the source of this 954-nucleotide messenger RNA. RefSeq lists its product as uncharacterized. The coding region runs from base 52 to 822 and encodes 256 amino acids. The record is from RefSeq and is a predicted model, not a curated record. Lineage: Eukaryota; Metazoa; Arthropoda; Insecta; Diptera; Stratiomyidae. The transcript is spliced from 2 exons.